Molecule: messenger RNA, 1865 nt
Organism: Dendronephthya gigantea
Lineage: Eukaryota; Metazoa; Cnidaria; Anthozoa; Malacalcyonacea; Nephtheidae
Exons: 5
Coding region: 457-1350 (297 amino acids)
Source: RefSeq, a predicted model, not a curated record
UAUAUUAAGUUCUCGUGCAAGAAACAUCUUAUACUUAUAGUUCUUUUGUUUUCGAGAUUUCCUAUUUUAGUAGCAAAUUAGGUAGCGAAGUCGCAAAUUAGGUAGCGAAGUGGCAAAUUAGAAGCAUGUUUGUGAAGAUAAAACUAUAAAACGUCGUCUAAUUACUGGCAACGUAACAAUUACAAUAAUUUAUUCCAAAUUCAUCAUGUUAAAAAGAAACAAUCCGCUAUUUAGCUUUCUCGUCACCUCGCCAUAAAAGUCCGUAACAACGCCCGGAUUUUUCGCGUUCCGCAAGGUCGGUGCACGACCACCCCCUUGCGUUUGCUAAUUGCUACUUUAUUGCCUAGCAACAGCGAGGAACUUGAGUAAAUAUUCAAUACGUGCAUGUGUAUGCUGUGUCAAUGCCGCAUGAAAUAUCAUUUUAAUAAGAAGGAAAUGCUUUAUAUUGUAUGACAAAUGAAACUUCCAAAAGGCUUGCCAAAUGAUGUAGUUCUUCGAACUUGGAUGGCACAAGGCAAAGGCAACGAGCCCGAAUUGAACACUGGAAGUUUUGUAUCGCCAAUUUUGAAAGAAAGCGCUAAUGGUGUGCAUCCACACGUCGUCACUCUUAGUUUGAGGCCGUUCAGGACGACGAAUUUAUCCGUGGAUUCGUUUAUGGCCUCGCAUAGUCCGAGACGAAGUAGCUCUAACAAGCAAAAGUUUAUGCUUAAACCACUAUCUCUAGAUCAGAGGAAUUGUUCUUCCAACGUACAUACGACAUUUGGAAAAGAUGCACUGGAGCUUGGUAGCAUAGCAUCGUCAUUGAAAGAUCAUGAAAGAAUACCACAUGGAAAGUCGGACAUUAGAGCAGAUAGACCACAAUCCAACUACAGCUGUCAAAACAGAGUUAAUAAACCAUUAGCAAGUGUUGUGAACUGCAUUGAUUAUGAUCCAAACUAUUCAUCUAAACUCUAUACGGUACCUGACGGUACUAAUUUAUACACCUCGCGUAAUAAUUCCUUUCGACCGCCGCCAAGGAUAUCUCAUUUGACAGGACAAAAAAUUACAUUUGGCAACACAUAUGGCUUUAACUAUCAUACCGGGUAUAUAAACUUAUUGCAAACACAGACAGAUCUGGUCGCCACCGGAACACCUGUCUCAACAAUCGGACCUAAACAGAAUCAAGCUACCAAACCAUCACCAAGAUGGCAGACUGUUAAAAGUGCAUUAAAUGAAAAAGGUUGUAAAUAUGUUGACCCUAUGCUUGGUUGCAAUUCUGGCUUUCAAGCAAGAAUGUCAGAAAUCACUCAACAUGAACUUGACACAGUGAAAUGGGAGAAAGGAAAAAAAGGAAAGAAAAAAACAGGCUAAAAGAAAAAUGGAGUUUCAGAAUGUAAUUUAUUUUUGUAAGUUACAAAAUUUACAAUUAUGCAAAUUGUAUAUAUAAAUGUUGAAAUCAUAUUUUCCAGCAUCCCACCAUUUUUUAUCAAUAAAAUUUUAACAUGGGAUAUUUUACAAUAGAGUUUUGCAAGUUGCAGAUUAACAUAGCAUAUUACUAAAACAAAAUAGUACCGCAAGUUCGCAACCCAAAUUUGGCUUGGCAUUGUCCCCAAUUUUUAUUUCUUCUAAUGCUGAAAUAUUUUAUUUUUUGAUGCCAUUCCUAAACCCAAAUAAAAUGAGGACUUACAGAAGAAUUUGUAUGAUUAAAGUUGACUCCUGGAAAUCAGAUGAUCGUUACUUGACCUAUAUUUGAGUUUUAUCACAUCAAUUCCACACAAAACAAGUGUCUAGAUAUAAACCUAAAAAUUUGGUUUCCUCUCUUCAAAAAUGUACAGCUAUAAAAACAUAUUGGAAGUAAACCAGUCAAAUCAAAUGACAUCUAGUAU